GGGAUCCAGUCACUGGCGCUCAUGUCUCGCCCAUAUCUCUUUGUCUUUGCUCAAGCACACGAUGAAUUCAGAAUACCAGAACUGCUGUCUAUAGCUGAUCUGUACGGUUUUAAGCUCAGCAUCCCGGAGGACUUCGACAGCUCGCGGCCGUUCUCUGUCUUGCAGCUCGAAGAGGAAGAACAUGCGAUACUGCUGGCGAGGAGAUGUAUCUUGAUCAAGUCGAUUUAUGAGUUUUACGCCCGCGGUGCCACAUACGAAGACCUUCACGCACUCAACGAAAAACACGGCCGCUCGAAAUGGGAGAAAUAUAUCCCUAACACGUCAUUCAAAUUCUUCGUGAAUGGAUACAACCAGUCUAUUCCACAGCGAAGACAACGUGAAGUCGUCGAGAGCUUCUCGUAUAUGGAUUUCCUGGGAAAGAUCGACAUGAAAAAUCCCGAGGUAGUGAUGGGUUGUUUCGAGGAAUACGCUGACACGAAAGGGACGACAAGACAUAAGCAUGAAGGAGACGGGAACUUCAAGGAGGUUUUCUUUGGCAGGUUGGUAGAAGAGGGCUCUGCGCGGUCUCUAAUUAAGAAGUUCGAUGUCAAAAAGAGAGCUUAUUUCGGGAACACGAGUAUGGAAGCCGAAAUUUCAUUGCUCAUGGCGAACCAGACUCUAGCUUCUCCAGGCAAGCUUGUCUACGAUCCAUUCAUCGGUACCGGUAGCAUGGCAUAUACAACAGCGCACUUUGGAGCCUUCGUCUUUGGUUCAGAUAUCGACGGCCGUCAAAUGCGAGGAAAAGAGACACGCCCAGGCAUCAUACGAGCGUCAGCGCAGUACGGUGUCGAGCAGCGCAUCAUCGACUUAUGCACCUUCGACGUAACACGCAAUCCAUGGCGAUGUGGCGGCUUGUUUGAUGCGAUAAUUACUGAUCCGCCUUAUGGUGUUCGUGCUGGUGCAAAACGUCUUGGGCGGAAGAAGGAGCGCGAACGAACGACGACUCCAGCGGUACACAUACCACGCCCUGAUGAUCAACCCUACGUUCCACCGACAAAACCCUACGAACUGUCUGCCCUCGCCACAGACCUCGUUCUCCUGGCCCGCUACCUCCUCAAACCCAACGGCCGACUGGUUUUCUUCCUUCCCACAGUAACGGAUGAAUAUCAAGAGGUUGAUAUAUCGACCAUGAUGUGCGAGGGGAUGGAGGUUAUCGCGAAUUCCUUGCAGGACUUUGGGGCGUGGGGCCGACGGCUCGUUACGAUCCGAAAGAUUACAUCAGAGACUUACCACCCGCCUGAAUUCGAGCCAGUAGCGAACGACACAGCAAAUAAGAAAGAGGGUGAGCACGUUCCUGCGCAUCGAGACUUCAGAGAGAAGUAUUUUUUGGGAUUCAAGAAAGACUCUGAGAGUGAAUCAAGAGAGGCUUUGGACCCAGGGGUCAGUCGAGACUCAAAAGCAUAAAUUGCAGAAGAAACACGUUGUUCAUUCGGAAGUAAAGACAGCAACACGCCUGUACCACUACACUGUAACAUUUUGUCUCCAUCAAACUAGAAAAAGUGCCGAAUAUCUCAGGCUCGAGUCCCCACACUAGCGCCUGUCUUUUUCCACGUAUUUCUCUUCAUAAAUUUCAUCCUCAUCCUCAACCUCAGGAAAGCGACAGCCAACUUGCACUUUACCACCUUUCUCGACCACAGCAUAGUACAUCCCCUUCAAUCCUGGGCCAGGCUUCGCGGCCCACGGAUGUUGCACCAUACCACACGACAUCGACCCCAGACCAUCGCGUUCUUCGGAAAGAGGGUUGAGUCCGAGUUCGGAUGGUGUCAAAAGGUUCUUCACUGGGGUUCCGUAUCGUGACAGGCCACGGGUGCCCAACGAUAGCUCGAAUACCUCAUCGUUCAACAUGGUGGUAAAGAAAGCACUGGUCAGUCGUGACCUUGCGGCCGCCUCUCCGUCUGAUGCAUCGCGUUCAGAGAUGGCGAGCAAGGGCCAGCCGUUGACAUACACGUCGCGCACGAUAUCUAUCGAUGCUUGUUUGGUGCGAGGAGACAAGCUGGCGAAGAUGUAGCGUGCAUCGACAUCUGUGAUGUAAGAAGCGAUCUUGAUGAGGAUUUCAGAAGGGAGGGUGUCGAGGAUGCCGGCGUUCGUGAAGAGGGUUUCAGGACUCGUAUCCUCGGUGCUGAAAGCUAGACGUCCCACCGCAUCUGGGUCGGGCAGGUAUGAUAGACGGCCAAGGGCCGUGAUACCCGGGGUCGAUGGAGAUGUGGCGUACCAGGAUGGCAGGAAUGGGAGAGCGUGGGUGUGGGUUACUGUGAAUGCCGCAUCUGCGCUAGAAUUACGGUCUAUGCGGACGAUGGCGAGGUGAUAGCCAGAGAAGAUGAUGGAAUAUAAGACAUCUGGACCUGUAUUAUCAGGUUUCUCGAGCAUGGCCUUGUUACAGACCUCGACGACAGCAGCACGUAACGUCUCGUCGUCGUCAAUGUGGAGAUGCAUGUGCAGGAAGACGUCUCGUCUGAGCCAGUUAUCGACCUCGAGCCUUUUCUUGUCUUGCUGCGCUUCCUCGUCGUAGUUCGCGAAGGACAUGGGAUACAUAGCCCAGAGCAUCAUAUCUCUCAUGACAGAGAGUAUGCGCGAAUCGGGGCCAUCUGAAUCGCCCACCUCGUCGACGUGGCUAUACGUCUCCAGCUCCUUAAAGUCGUGACCCGACCUAUACGAGCCUAUCUCUACGCCCACCAUGACCUCCAGAACUCGGAUCCUGACUCCCUCUAGGUGGGACAAACCAGAGGCUACACCAAGAAGAUCAUGAACCGCCUCGGAUCCUACCAUAACAGGAGCUUGUCCACUGCUCAACUGCGCGUAUUCAUCCACAACGGACGUCUCAACCGCGCGCGGGGUAGCUUUCCGGUUAUAACGAUACUGCUCGGGGGUAUCCGAGGUACAAGCACGAUGCCCGUAACUAUCUUGCCCGAUCGAAGUGAUAAAGAUGUCCCGGCUAGGGGGCAUGUUGUCGAGGCGGAACAGCGGGAAAGUGUCGACGUGGAAGACGAGCCUAUCGAAGUCGAGCUCGUAGACCCAUUCGAUGAAGAGGGUGUUGGUCGGCUGGAUGGCGGAUAUGGUAUAGUCGCCCAUUUCGUUCAAGCGGGUGAAUCCGUGCUUCAUCAUGACCUUGCGUAAGGUCGCAUCGUCUGCGUCUUCGGAAAGCUUCAGACGUUUCUUCAUCUCAGUUAUGAAAGCAUUCAGCCGUGCUCUCUCACGCUUGAUGUAUUUUUCGAGUUUUUCAGGAUCAUUACGAGGUAUCCGAGCAUGCAGCAUCGCGCCGAGACAUCUUGGAUAGCUGUCGCAGUGGUUAUAGACAUAGAAGUAGAGUCUCUUGUACCUGUAGACGAUAUAUCCUCG
This is a messenger RNA of Stereum hirsutum FP-91666 SS1, 3375 nucleotides long. Its product is annotated as tRNA guanosine-2'-O-methyltransferase. The record is from RefSeq and is a predicted model, not a curated record. Gene Ontology annotation, biological process: methylation. The coding region runs from base 22 to 1443 and encodes 473 amino acids. The transcript is spliced from 11 exons. Gene Ontology annotation, cellular component: cytoplasm. Gene Ontology annotation, molecular function: nucleic acid binding. Lineage: Eukaryota; Fungi; Basidiomycota; Agaricomycetes; Russulales; Stereaceae.